Molecule: messenger RNA, 3862 nt
Organism: Phalacrocorax carbo (great cormorant)
Lineage: Eukaryota; Metazoa; Chordata; Aves; Suliformes; Phalacrocoracidae
Source: RefSeq, a predicted model, not a curated record
GAGCGCGGCGAUUGCGAGACGCUAACAUGGCGCCGGGCGGCGGGCGGCGGCGCGGCGGGGGCGGGGGGGGCGGCGGCGGCGGCCGCCCCGGCGGCUCCCCGGCGGCUCCUCCGUUGUUGCCGCCGCUGUUGCUGCUGCUGGCGCUGCCCGGCGGGGCGGUGCCGGCGGGGGACAGCGUGAUCCUGGGUAUGCGCUUAGAGAACAGCACGAAGCCGGCGGCGGGAGCUCCGGUGUCCGGGCCCAUCCGUGUCACGGAGGAUAGCAAGGUGCUGCUCCGCCUCUACGGGCUGGGGCUGGGCCCUCGUACCGGCGAACGGGUGGCUUUCGCCGAGCUACCAGAGACCGCCAACGCUUCGGUUCCCAACGGCACCUGCCCCGAGCGCUCCCAGGACCUGCUGGUGCAGCCCGGAGCGGCCGAGGCCUACAGCACCUCGGCCCUGCUGUGGGUCCGCGUCCAGCCCCUGCGCAAGGACGAGCAGAACAAGACCUACGUCCUCUGCACCCAGCGCCGGCCCGGCCAGCCCUGGUUGCCCCAUCAAGGCACCGACGGUCAUAUCGUGGUGUUGGAGGAGAAGAAGUCGCUGUUACCCCUUUGGUUGCAGGUGAUCCUCAUCGCCGGGCUGCUGGUGCUGUCGGGGAUGUUCAGCGGGCUCAACCUGGGCCUCAUGGCGCUGGAUCCCAUGGAGCUGCGCAUCGUGCAGAACUGCGGCACCGAUAAGGAGAAGCGUUACGCCCGUAAGAUCGAGCCCAUCCGCCGUAAGGGGAACUAUUUGCUCUGUUCCCUGCUGCUGGGUAACGUGCUGGUUAACACCACCCUCACCAUUUUCCUCGAUGACCUCAUCGGCUCCGGCGCCGGCGCCAUCGCCGCUUCCACCAUCGGCAUUGUCAUCUUUGGGGAGAUCGUGCCCCAGGCGCUCUGCUCCCGCCACGGCUUGGCUGUGGGUGCCAACACCAACGUCCUCACCAAGUUCUUCAUGCUGGUGACGUUCCCCCUCUCCUACCCCAUCAGCAAGCUCCUCGACUGCAUCCUGGGCCAGGAGAUUGGCACCGUCUACAACCGGGAGAAGCUGGUGGAGAUGUUGAAGGUGACGGAACCCUACAACGACCUGGUGAGGGAGGAGCUCAACAUGAUCCAGGGAGCCCUGGAGCUCCGCACCAAGACGGUGGAAGACGUGAUGACCCCGCUGCAGAACUGCUUCAUGAUCAACAGCGACGCCAUCCUGGACUUUAACACCAUGUCAGAGAUCAUGGAGAGCGGCUACACUCGCAUCCCUGUCUAUGAGGACGAGCGUUCCAACAUCAUGGACAUCCUCUAUGUCAAAGACCUGGCUUUUGUCGACCCCGAUGACUGCACCCCGCUCAAAACCAUCACCAAAUUCUACAACCACCCCGUCCACGUUGUCUUCCACGACACCAAGCUGGAUGCCAUGCUGGAGGAGUUCAAAAAGGGGAAGUCCCACCUGGCCAUCGUGCAGAAGGUGAACAAUGAGGGCGAGGGAGACCCAUUCUACGAGGUGCUGGGGCUGGUGACGCUGGAGGACGUCAUCGAGGAGAUCAUCAAGUCAGAGAUCCUGGACGAGUCGGAUAUGUACACUGACAACCGCAACAAGAAACGGGUGGGCAACCAGAAGAACAAGCGGGACUUCUCGGCCUUCAAGGACCCUGUCAAUGAGCUGAAGGUGAAGGUCUCCCCGCAGCUGCUGCUGGCCGCUCACCGCUUCCUCUCCACGGAGGUGACGCUCUUCACCCCCAACUUCAUCUCAGAGAAGAUCCUGCUGCGGCUUCUCAAAUAUUCCGACGUCAUCCAGGAGCUGAAGUUUGAUGAGGAGAACAAGAAAGCCCCACGCCACUUCCUCUACUGCAAAAACAAGGCAGCCGACUACUUCAUCCUCAUCCUGCAGGGCAAGGUGGAGGUGGAGGCUGGCAAGGAAUGCAUGAAGUUUGAAGCGGGAGCUUUCUCCUACUACGGCGUGAUGGCCCUCAGCCCCUCUCCCGCAUCUGAGAUCCGCUCCCCGUCCCACGUCAGCAGCCUGAACUGCUCGGCCUCCCUCAGCUACCACGAGCGCUUCGACUCCGUCUCCUCCCCUGUCAGCAGCAGCAACAACCAGCUCAGCGCCAGCACCGGUGCCCAGUACGUGGCCGACUUCAGCGUCCGCGCUCUCUCCGACCUCCAGUUCAUCAAGAUCACACGGCAGGAGUACCAGAACGGUCUGAUGGCCUCCCGCAUGGACAGUUGUCCCCAGUCCCCCGACAGCAACACCCCUAAAACGGACGCCGGUUUACCGGAGAAACCAGAACCCUCCACCACUGCCGACGAGACCACCAGUCUCCUGAACGAGAGGAACUGCCUGAGCCGCCGGAGCAACCACAGUCCCCUGGAAAACUCCAUCUGACCCCGGCGCGCGCCGGGAGGGACCUUGCGUGCCCGUUUUAGGGACCCUUUCCCCGGUAGGAAACGCUCGGCGUCUCCUCGGUGACGCCGCACUGGGUGCCGCGGUUGCCGGAGAAGCCCGGUUGAGCUGGAGGAGGCGGUGGCAGCGCGGAGGGGAACGGAGCUGGGACUCGCUGCUGCUUUCCAGACUGGCUUAUUUUUAAUUAAUUUAAACGGAUGGCAGCGGAGACGGCACAACUCUCCGCCUGCCGCCCCGCCGACGGCGCUCAUUCAGCUCAGGGAGCUUCAGGUCUUGUCUGCCACUUCGGGGCGGGGGCUCCGCCGCAGCCCCCCGGCACGGGCAUCCCGGCCCCUUUGCGGUGUUUUCGGGGCACAACGGUGGACGAGGACACCUGGGGUAUGGCAGCAUCUCGUCCUCCUCCCGGUGAACCGGGGCGAUGCUGUGACCUUUCCCGGUGCCCGUUCCCCUUUCCCGCUGGCCUGGGGCACGGGGGGGUGCGGCGGUGGAGAGCUCUGACGCCAAGGGGGUGGGCUCAGCAUGUCUCCUGCGCAAAGCCGGACACAACUGCGGCCGAGACCCCCCGCUAUCCUGGGAGAUCCCCCCCCGCCUGGCCCCUCCACCACCCACCGGCGUCAUGGGCGUGCUGAGGACGCAGGGACGGCGCCCCCCGGCCCCCGGCGGUUUCGGUGCCUUCCCCCCCGCCGCCGAGGCGAGCGGGUUGGGGUAUCUCAGGGUAUCCGGAUCAGGGGGAGCGGUGAAAAGGGGGGGUGAGGGGGGAUGCAGGAUCCGGCUUUUCGGGGUGGCACAAAGCUAGUGACCAAAGUUGUACAGGCAGGAGGGGGCCAGCGCCAUGUCGUGUGUGUGUCCCCCCAGCACCAGGGGACCCGCGAGCCCCCCCGUGUCCUCCUUGGGGCAGCAUGUGGGACCCCCAGUGAGCACCGGCUGGGCCCCCCCACCCCGCUCCCCGGAGCGUCAUGCCCGCUGGGGGGAGGGCAGGAGAGACAGCCCCUCAUGUCCCCCCUCCCCAAAAAAGCACAAAUUCCCUGGGUGAACUGUGUAAGUUAUUGGGAAAAGGUUAAUUAUUUUUGUUAAUCACAUCUCGACGAUCAGGUCCUAGGUCCUUCCGCGGGGAGAUACUAGAAGUAAUAAUAAUAAUAAUUAUUAAUAAUAAUAAUAAUAAACCAAGACAUUAAAAAAAACCCUUUUUUUAAUUAAAUCUUCCUCUAUGCAACCCCUCCCCCCCAGCUCUGGGAAUUCGUAUUUAUUUUUCACAACAGUUUGAUUUAUGUAUUUGGGGGAGGCCGGACCUGGCGGGUGUGGGGGGGCCGGGCCUCCCCCCUCGCGGUGGCGACACCCCCCCUCCCCCUCCCGCCGCCCCCUCCUUGUUGUGAAACCGACUGUGGAAUUUUAUUUGAUGGGUUUUGGGGAGGGGGUUGCUAGUUCAGUAAUUAAAAAAAUCUAUAUCUGUA